AUGAAUCAUAAUUACUUUAUUAUUUUAUUUCUUGCAAUCUUCCUUAUACAAAUUGAAAAAAUCCACGGCGGAUGUCGUCCUGUUGGAUAUGGUGAUCAGACUAAGGGUGGUUCUGAGAUUCAAAAAGUGACAUUUUCAUCAGGAAGAAUUACAGUUACGACUAAUAUCAAAGAAAAGUUUAAUGGAAAUGUUCAAUAUACGGAGGCAAUCGGUCACUUUACCUUCAAUUAUAAAGACCACAAUGGCAAAGAUGUCAGUGUGCGUAUUAAUAAGAAGCCUGAGUUUGUUAAUGAACAUUAUGAUUGUAAUCCUAACGUUAACCCUAAUGAAGUUAAUCCAUACACAAAGAUUUGGGAAUUUGAUUCAGCAUUAACGCCUCCAUCUGGAACAGAUGUUGCCGUUUAUCUAUCAAUAUAUUGGCAGUGUGCUGGUGGCACCUCUGGCAAUGGUGCAUUAGACUGUAACCAUGAAGAUGUUUCCUAUCAAACAAAAGCGUGA
Messenger RNA from Dentiscutata erythropus, 498 nucleotides. NCBI's taxonomy places the organism in Eukaryota, Fungi, Glomeromycota, Glomeromycetes, Diversisporales, Gigasporaceae. The record is from the annotation of a GenBank genome assembly.